Macadamia integrifolia is the source of this 1857-nucleotide messenger RNA. Its product is annotated as 2-methylpropanoate--CoA ligase CCL4-like. The record is from RefSeq and is a predicted model, not a curated record. The coding region runs from base 72 to 1715 and encodes 547 amino acids. Lineage: Eukaryota; Viridiplantae; Streptophyta; Magnoliopsida; Proteales; Proteaceae. The transcript has a single exon.
CUUUCAGUCUCACCCACCAAAUCUAGAGAGAGAGAGAGAGAGAGAGAGAGAGAGAGAGAGAUUGAUUGGCAAUGGAUCUGAUGAAGCCAAGCCCUGCAAACUCUUCUCCUCUAACACCACUAGGGUUCCUUGAACGAGCAGCCACCGUCUACGGCGACAGCACCUCCAUCAUUUACGACACCACCACCACCACCUACACAUGGUCCCAAACCUACCGCCGCUGCUUACAACUUGCCUCCUCCCUCUCUUCUCUUGGCAUCCAAAGAAAACAAGUCAUCUCUGUCUUCUCUCCAAAUGUCCCCGCCAUGUAUGAGCUCCAUUUCGCCGUCCCCAUGUCUGGUGCCAUCCUCAACACCAUCAACACCCGUCUCGACGCUCACGCCAUCUCCAUCCUUCUCCGUCACAGCGAAUCAAAACUCAUCUUCGUUGACUCACCAUCUCGUUCCCUCAUCAUGGAAGCCAUUUCCUUAUUCCCACCUAACACCUCACCACCUUCACUCUACUUCAUCAACGACGACGAGGAUACCUCAUCACCCGCCGGUGACACUUAUGAGAGCCUGAUCCUGAAAGGUGACCCGGGCUUUAAGUGGAUCCGACCCGAGAGUGAGUGGGACCCGAUGGUUCUGAAUUACACCUCCGGCACCACUUCUGCUCCUAAAGGAGUGGUUCAUAGUCACCGAGGGUUGUUCAUCAUGGCCCUUGAUACCUUGAUCGACUGGUCUGUACCGAAACGACCCGUCUACCUGUGGACCCUACCCAUGUUCCAUGGGAACGGUUGGAGCUUCACUUGGGCAUUGGCUGCGGUUGGUGCAACCAACGUCUGCCUACGGAAAUUCGAUGCCGCGACGAUCUACGGUGCAAUUCGCCGCCACCGCAUCACCCACAUGUGCUGUGCACCGGUUGUUCUCAAUAUGCUAGCAAAUGAACCGAACAAUGAACCGCUUCCAAACCGGGUCCAGAUUAAUACAGGCGGGUCACCCCCACCGGCAGCUAUUCUAUCCAGGAUGGAAUCGUUGGGUUUCGUAAUUACUCACGGGUUCGGGAUGACUGAGACGGCCGGGUCGGUGAUCACAUGCGCGUGGAAACCCGCGUGGGAUAAGCUUUCGUUACUAGACCGGGCGAGGUUGAAGGCAAGACAAGGGGUGAGGACCGCCGGGAUGGCAGAUGUGGAUAUAAUUGAUACUGAGUCCGGGUUGAGUGUGAAUCGUGAUGGGUCAUCAAUCGGUGAAAUCGUUCUCCGAGGUGGGAGUAUCACACUGGGUUACUUCAAAAACCCGGGUGCAACAACCGAGUCAAUGAAAGGGGGUUGGUUCCAUACGGGUGACAUGGGUGUGAUACACCCAGAUGGGUACCUCCAGAUCAAGGACCGAUUGAAGGAUGUAAUAAUAAGUGGUGGGGAGAAUGUGAGCAGUGUGGAGGUUGAAUCGGUAUUAUACUCGAACCCGGCGGUUCAUGAAGCGGCCGUGGUGGCUCGACCGCAUGAGUUCUGGGGUGAGACCCCUUGUGCUUUUGUGAGCUUGAAGCCAUUGGAAUUGAAUAAGCCAUCAGAGAAGGACAUUAUGGAGUUCUGUAGAGCAAGGUUGCCACACUACAUGGUACCAAAAACUGUUGUAUUCAUAGAUGAGCUCCCAAAGACAUCUACUGGGAAGAUUCAGAAAUUUGUGCUUAGAGAUAUGGCCAAGGCUUUGGGUUCUUCUCCAGUUAGUAGAAUAUAGGGCUAUAUUAAGUUUGGAUUGUGGCUUUGUUGGUUGAUGAUUGAACUAAUUAAUGAUGUUGUAAUAUGUAAUGAAUGAUAAAGAGUGUAACUUUGAAACACACUUAAGAUCAUUAAUCUCACUCAAAAUUUGUUUUUGCUAA